This is a messenger RNA of Rotaria socialis, 720 nucleotides long. NCBI's taxonomy places the organism in Eukaryota, Metazoa, Rotifera, Eurotatoria, Philodinida, Philodinidae. The record is from the annotation of a GenBank genome assembly.
AUGGCAACUAAUCGAAAACAUCUUAAAUCAGGUUCUACAUGUCCACCAUUAAAAGAGAAUCUAUUACGCUUAUACAAUAUGCGUUUUGGACCAUUUGGUCGACGUGUUAAACUUGUUUUAACUGCUAAAAAUAUUCCAUAUGAAGAAAUUUUGGUUAAUCUCACCGAUAUACCAGAAUGGUAUUUGAAAAAGAAUCCAUCUGGAGAGGUUCCUAUAUUAGAAUGGAUCGAUCCGACUUCAAAUUUGAUUCGAUCAAUACCAGAAUCAAUGAUUAUUUGCAAUUAUAUUGAUGAUUUCUAUCCAGAACAUCAUGCUCAUUCAGCUGAUCCAUACGUCAAAGCUAAACAACAAAUACUCAUUGACCAUUUCGGAAACUGCGUGCCGUUUUUUCAUCAAGUCUUUGGGCAAAAAAGUCAGGAAUCUUUUGAUAAAUUAUAUGAAGCUCUAGUUGUUUACGAAGAAGCUCUUGACAGUCAAUUUUUUGGAGGUUCGAAACCAGGAAUGCUCGAUUUUAUGAUAUGGCCAUGGUUUGAACUCUUAUCAGCGUUACUGGGACCCGAUUUCAACUUAAAUUCUACUGGAAAACUGCCUAAACUCGUUGUUUGGUUUAAAAACAUGUUAGCAAAUGAUACGGUCAUCAAAACUAAAGGAUCGCCCGAAAUCCUUCUAAAAUAUGUGAAAACCGUUGCAGAAGGCAAGCCAAAUUAUGACGUCGAAUAG